Messenger RNA from Salvelinus sp. IW2-2015, 1974 nucleotides. RefSeq names its product myoD family inhibitor domain-containing protein. The record is from RefSeq and is a predicted model, not a curated record. Lineage: Eukaryota; Metazoa; Chordata; Actinopteri; Salmoniformes; Salmonidae.
AAAAAUUUGCUUUUUCUUUCAAAAACAAGGACAUUUCCAAGGGGCCCAAACUUUUGAACGGUAGUGUAUGUAUAACCUCUGUUGGGAUAUAAUUAUUUGUGUAGCCUACUAAUCUUAUUUUUCCCCACUGGCCCAAACAUUGCUUUUUGGUCUUAUUUACCAUUGUAUUGUACAUUGCCAGAUUUGUGCACUAAAAGCUGUCUGUAAUAAAUGCUGUAUAUAAAGUGUGUGUGUGGUGAAUAUACAGUUUGUAGUAUUCAUGUGCAGGUUUGAGUUAUGACCUGAGUUUGUUUUAACAGUGUGGUAAUGGCCAUACUUCAGUGGUCAAUAUGUGUAUAUCUAAUGGAUGACAGGCAAUGUGAAGAAGUAGCCAACUCUGUCAGGAGAAGCAUCUACUGUAUAAAUUAAUGAAUUUGCCAGUUGGAAACCCAUCCCUUACUGGAUUAAUUGACACAAACAAACAGUAUUGUAAUUCAGUGAUAAUUCUUUCAGCGUACAGUCUGCACCGCAUAAAGACAAAUCAAUACAUAAUAGUAAUAAGGUUAUCCAAGCAAUAAUAACCCUAGAAGUAAAAAUACAGAUACAACCAGAGAAAUGAAUCUGAAGGGUGUUUGAACCCGGUCUGGCACAAAGAUAAGAUUCAAGUGUGAGACAGGCCAACACAAAAUCUAUAUACACAUGCCCUUUGCUCUAUAUCUGGAAUAUUUUUUAGAAUUGAAUAACUGAAUGUACUCGCCUCAUUCAGUUCAGACCAUAUCAUCAACCAGCCUGUAUGUGUAAACACUGCACAGAGAUGGGUAUCCUAUAAUGGCAUAAUGCUAUCUGGCUCACUAGACUGAGGUCGUUGGAGUGAUAAAAUAUGAUUAUACUUGACCAAAGAUCAUCCUGUCAAACGUUUUUGCGCUGCCUGAUUGGCUAUGGCCCGGAUCAAUAUGGGGUGUGUCUUGUCCUGCAAGUUUACAGAGCACUGAAAUGCAAGCUGUGCUUCAUCCACACAGGAGGGUCCAGAGGCUUUACAAGUAUUGGAUGGUUCUUUCUAUUUGUGAACAAAGGGAAAUACAUUUUUUGUCGGCCUUCCAGAAGUUUGUUUCAGAUGACCACACAACCAAGGACCUCUAAAAAUGAACCAGAUCAUGUCAAGACGGGAAGGGACCAGAGUCCUUUUCUGGAGGGAGACGUGUCUCGGCCUACAAAUUCUGGGGUGAUGAGCAGCAACAAGGUUGUGGUGAGUGGAGUGCGGAGGCUGAGCACCAUCUCAGAGCACGAACCAGACAAGGUAGAUACUGACCUCAGCUCUCAGGAUCCCAUGGGAGGCCGGGAGUGGGGCGGAUCCAGUUUCUCACUGUGUUCCAACAAGCACAUCAACAACAGUAGCGACCGCUUCUCCUCCUUCGAAUCCCAUCAGCCUGACGCCGGGGAUGAUUGUGCUGCCAUUCUGCUGGCCUGCCUUUACUGCCGGUUCUAUGACAUCGUAGUCAUGGUGCCAGACACAUGUGAGAGAGCUGUAAGCCGCUGUUUCCCCUCGUUCAAAUACCUCAACGCGUCCAGGGAGCAGGAGCGGGGCAGUGGCUGGUGCAACUGCAACGUAGAACUGGACUGCAGCUGCUGCGACUCCUGUCAAGAGGGAGCCGAGUUACUGGAACUCGCCAUGGAGAUCUCUGAAGUCUGCUACCGAUGAAAAGAUCCCCUCAAUCAAAUUACUCCUUUUGAUAUGAAGGCCUAAAAGGACUAAAAAUACACCUUGUCAAUGUUUGUUCUAUCAAAAUAUCAGUAACUAGAGUUGUCCCAUUUCUUAGUUUCAGAGGGAACAUGAAUAUGUUUACAAAGAUGGACAGUAUGGCUAAAGAGAGUGUUAACUGAGGUGUAGAGUGCUUAAUAAUGAUCCCCCUAUUGAGCCCCAUUAAAUAUUAACCACCAAAACGCUCCAUUCCGCAAACGCUUCAGUUCUGUAACCAUGAACAGAAAUAAACAGAU